AGUUUAUUGAAGAAAAAAGAUUUAAAGAAAAGAAGAACCUGCACUCAGUGUGGAAAGAGUUUGACAAGCAAAUAUAACCUUGAUGUUCACAUGAGAGUUCAUACUGGAGAGAAUACGUGCACUUGUGAUCAAUGCGUGAAGAGUUUUGCACAAUCAUCAAGCCUUAAGAUACACAUGAACAUCCACACUGGAGAAAAACUGCACACAUGUGAUCAAUGCGGCAAAAAGUUUUUGAGGGGUUCAAACCUGAGGACACACCUAAGAGUUCAUACAAAGGAGAAGCCACAUUCAUGUCAUUUGUGUGGAAAGAGUUUUUCAUGUCUGCAAUAUUUAAAAGUACAUCAGAAAAUACAUACUGCUGUGAGAGAGUACAUGUGCUUUGAGUGUGAAAAUACUUUUACUUCAGAGACCUGUUUAAAACAGCAUGAGAGGGUUCACACUGGAGAAAAACCUUAUAGGUGUUCACACUGCAACAAGAUAUUCAAUAAGUCAGGAGACCUGAAAACACAUGAGAGGAUCCACACUGGAGAGAAACCUUAUAAGUGUUUACGCUGCGACAAGAGAUUCAGUCAGUCAGCAAAUCUGAAAACACAUGAGAGGAUUCACACUGGAGAGAAACCAUACAUAUGUGAUCAGUGCGGGAAGAGUUUUGCACUAAAAGGAAACCUUAUGGGGCAUAUGAACAUUCACACUGGAGAGAAACAG
Molecule: messenger RNA, 705 nt
Organism: Sinocyclocheilus rhinocerous
Lineage: Eukaryota; Metazoa; Chordata; Actinopteri; Cypriniformes; Cyprinidae
Product: zinc finger protein 239-like
Exons: 2
Biological process (GO): regulation of DNA-templated transcription
Molecular function (GO): RNA polymerase II cis-regulatory region sequence-specific DNA binding; DNA-binding transcription factor activity, RNA polymerase II-specific
Source: RefSeq, a predicted model, not a curated record